AUGGCCGCGUCCGCACCUCGUCCCUCACCACUUCCCGUAAGUGUGGUGACGCUCGACGAGGAGACUCCACCGUCUUACCCCGACGCCUUCCUAUAUGCAAAUCCGGUUUUCCGGCCAGUGGACGCUUCUAUUCCGGUGCUGUCCACCGAGACGUCCGGCUCCUACGCUUCCCUGCUUCGAUUCCAAAAUUUGGAUCACCUGGCUGAGGCCGAAGAUAGUCGAGGGAGAUUUCAGAAUCCGCCUCCACGGUAUUCACAGCCGGGAUACGUUCUGGGUGGUGGCGGGAUGAUGUCGAUUCGAAGGGAUCUGGCCUUGAAGAAGAAGCAGGAUUGCCUUAGGAUGCUCUUCCAAAUUCUCUUCACCUGGCUGGGCUUUAUCGAUGUCUACUUCAGCGGAUAUUACCUCUCCGCAUCGCUAGACCAAUAUAAUGCUUUCGUCCGUGGCAUUCCCGGUCAAUCGCCUACGGUCGACAGUAUCAACGAAGCGUGGACAGCUAUGUGUCUGGAUGUGCUGCCCUAUCUGAUCACCGCUUCGCUAUUCGUCGUAGCUGCCAUCGGGUUGUAUCGUGGGAAGCACUCGGCGAUUAAUGGAUACCAUAUUGCCUUGCUCUUCCGCAUCGGUCUCUUGCUCACACAGCAUGCUGGACGGGACUUCCUCUACUGCAACUUCAUGAACCCGGCCCUCAUCGUCAUCGUCUCCUCGUUAUUGAUGGCGAUGGAGCCAGUUAAUGAAAUCAACGCCAAA
Molecule: messenger RNA, 744 nt
Organism: Mesorhabditis spiculigera
Lineage: Eukaryota; Metazoa; Nematoda; Chromadorea; Rhabditida; Rhabditidae
Source: the annotation of a GenBank genome assembly